GCUGCAGUUUGGAUCUUAUUCAACUCAGUACAUAACAGAAGGGGAGAGAGAGAAGGGGGGGGAGGAAAGGAAAAGAAAGGAAAAGAAAAAGGUAGGGGGGAAGGGCACCAGUGGCAAUAGCACUGAUAUGGGGGGGGGGGAGUAUUUUUAUUUUAUUUUAAUUUUCAGAGAGGAUGGUAAUAUUGUAGUUGCAGGACAAUGGGGGGAAGGUAAGGCUCCCUCCUCAAAAACAGACAAACUAAGAAACUAAAGGGGGACUAAGAGGAAAAGAGGAAUAAUAAUAAUAAUAAUAAUAAUAAUAAUAAUAAUAAUAAAAAGGAUUUUUUAAAAAAGUAAUAAUGAUGAUAAAAAAUAGUAAUUAAAAACAAAGUGUUUCCCCCUUUUAAAAAAAAAUAGAAAUGGGGGUAGAGACUGGGGUAAAAAUAAAACGAAAUACAGAAACUAGGGGAAAUAUGUUAGUGAGGGGCGGCUUGUCUGGUAAAAAUAAAGUAAAAAAUAUUGGGAGGGAAGGAAAGAGGACAACAGCAACAGCAAAACGUCCCCUCCCUUUUGGGGGGGUGGAAAAUGUGUUUUUAGGUAAUAUAUGGACGUAUUUUAAAAAUGGUGGUAAUAAUAAUUUAGCGAAAGGGCUGAAGAUUUAGGGAAGGGGGGAAGGAAAAAAAAGGGGAGUUGUUUUUUUAAAAGGGGGUUAAAAAUAUAUGAAAAGGGGGGGAGUUUUCUGUAUUAAAAAAAAGUAGAGGAUAGAGUUAAUGAGAAUAAUAUAAUAUAAAAAAGUUGCUUGGUAAUUUGUUUUUUUUAAAAAAUAGAAGAAAAAAGGGGGGGAGUAAAAAGCACUCGCACACAAAAAGGAAGUAAAAAAAAAUAAUUGAAAAAAGCAGGACAGGGUUUUGCGCAGCCUUCCUCUUGCUUUCUUCCUGCUUGGGGAGGAAGCUCGGGUCAGGCUCAGCCACGUGUCUUUUCACGGCUUCCCUUGCCCUCCUGGCAGCAGCAGGUGGGGCUCUGUGUUUGUUUUUUGGUUGUCCCCCCCCCUCUUUUCUCCCCUCUCCUCUCUCCUGGCUUAGGUCUCCGAUUGUCCCUGGGCAGUCGGCCGGGUGGAUGAGUGUCCUGGCUUUUGUACCUGGCAGCUCCCUCAGUUGCUGCGCUGGGCUCAACCGGUUCCUUGCCGGUUCUGGUGGUGGCAGCAGCAGCAGUCCCAGCGGUCCGGAACCAGCCAGGUAAACCCAAUUGAUUCUGGCUGGCUUCAGGAGAUGCUCGCUGCCGUGGCUUCCGCCAUGAUGCCUCGCCGGAAGUCACGGUACAUAGAUAUUUAUUAUUAAAAAAAACCAUUACCAACAAAACCACGAAAUGGAGUGGCUACGGAAGGAGACCUUGAAUUAGGAGAACUGUUCUAGUGGCAGUUGGUUCGGGUCACUGAGACAGCUCCUCCAUGUGUCCUUCCUGUUGUCCAAAGAUUGGCAGGGGAAAGGGAUGGAAAUGGAGAGUUGAACAUGGGGUAAAGCAGUCUUAGAUACAGUGGUAGCUCUGGUUACGUACGUAAUUCGUUCUGGAGGUCCCUUCUUAACCUGAAACUGUUCUUAACCUGAGGUACCACUUUAACCAAUGGGGCCUCCCACAGCUGCCGCACCGCUGGCACACAAUUCCUAUUCUCAUCCUGAGGUAAAGUUUUUAACCCGAGGUACUACUUCCGCAUUAGCAGAGUCUGUAACCUGAAGUGUUUGUAACCUGAAGCGUUUGUAACCCGAGGUACCACUGUACUUGAAAAUUGUUUAUAUGAGCACAUUUCCUCCCUUGCAAUGAGUUCUGGAAUAUUCAUAAACCAAAACAUGAAUAUUAUCUGGGGGGGUAAACAACUCUUUGUUUAUUUCCUGCAGACUUGCUCCAAAUGGCUGAGAAUGGGGCUGCCACUCUGGUCAUUGACAAUGGCUCUACGACAUGCAAAGCAGGUUUUUCAGGAGAGGACGCCCCCCGGGUGGUCUUCCCCAUGGUUGUGGGGAGGCCCAGGGACCAAGAUGCCAUGGCAGGCUUAGGGCAGGACAGUUACGUGGGGGCUGAGGCACAGAGCAAGAGGGGUAUCCUCACCCUGAAGUACCCCAUCGAAUAUGGCAUCGUCAGCAACUGGGAUGACAUGGAGAAGAUCUGGCACCACACCUUCUACAACGAGUUGCGGGUGGCCCCCGAGGAGCACCCAGUCUUGCUCGCAGAAACCCCCAAUAACCUGAAGAACCACCGUGAGAAGAUGACACAGAUCAUGUUUGAGACUUUCAACACGCCAGCCAUGUACGUGGCCAUCCAGGCCGUACUGUCGCUCUAUGCUUCUGGCCGCAUCACCGGGAUUGUCAUCGACUCCGGGGACAGUUUGACCCACACUGUGCCCAUCUAUGAGGGCUAUGCCCUGCCCUUCACUCAAAGGCCCCUUCCCUUUGCUGGCCAUGACCUGACUGACUACCUCGUGAAGAUCCUGACUGAGAGGGGCUACAACUUCGUCACCGCAGCUGAGAGGGAGAUAGUGCGGGACAUCAAGGAGAAGCUCUGCUACGUGGCCCUGGACUUUGAUCAGGAGAUGGCCACGGCCGCCUCCUCCUCCUCCUCCCUGGAGAAGAACUAUGAGCUGCCGGACGGGCAGGUGAUCACCAUUGGCAACGAGCGCUUCCGGUGCCCUGAAGCCCUCUUCCAGUCCCACUUCCUGGGCUUGGAGUGGGCUGGCAUCCACGAGGCAACCCUCAACUGCAUCAUGAAAUGCGAUAAGGACAUGCGCAAGGACCUGUAUGCCAACACGGUGCUCUCUGGUGGUAGCACCAUGUACCCUGGCAUUGCUGACCGGAUGCAGAAGGAGAUCACAUCCCUGGCCCCCAGCACAAUGAAGAUCAAGAUCAUCGCCCCGCCAGAGCACAAAUAUUCGGUGUGGAUCGGGGGCUCCAUCCUGGCCUCUCUCUCCACCUUCCAGCAGAUGUGGAUCAGCAAGCAGGAGUACGAUGAGUCUGGCCCAUCCAUCGUCCACCGCAAAUGCUUCUAACAAUGCAAGCAGCCAACCUCUUCUGGCCAAGUCAAUAUAUAUUGGGGCCUUGCUUUUAUCUGUUGAAUUCUGUCCUCUUGCAGGAUAUUUAGUAUUUAUCCAGUUCUUGAUUUGGCUCCUGCACUGGGCAACCUUUGUCCACCGCUUUGUCAAGGCUUGUCCACAGCUGCACUCUUAAUAAUAAUAAUAAUAAUAAUAAUAAUAAUAAUAAAUUAUUUAUACCCCGCCCAUCUGGCUGGGUUUCCCCAGCCACUCUGAUUGUGUACCACCUUCGCCCUUUCUUUUUUCUGAUUCAUGUGGAAUUCAGUACUUUAUUACUAUCCAUUUUCUCUGUCAAACAAAACAAGCCAAUAAAGUCAUGCUAAAUGAAGUAAAAA
This is a messenger RNA of Podarcis lilfordi (Lilford's wall lizard), 3390 nucleotides long. The record is from the annotation of a GenBank genome assembly. Lineage: Eukaryota; Metazoa; Chordata; Lepidosauria; Squamata; Lacertidae.